Molecule: messenger RNA, 1596 nt
Organism: Phlebotomus argentipes
Lineage: Eukaryota; Metazoa; Arthropoda; Insecta; Diptera; Psychodidae
Product: phenoloxidase 1-like
Exons: 4
Coding region: 1-1596 (531 amino acids)
Source: RefSeq, a predicted model, not a curated record
AUGAACUUUACAGCCUCUCUUUUUGAUCUGGAGCAGCGCUGUGCGUACUUUCGCGAAGACGUGGGCCUCAAUUUCUACUAUUCAACCUUCAACUUCAGUGUCCCAUUCGCUGGACCCUUCAGCGUUGUUGCCAAGAAACGUCGCGGCGAGAUUUUCUACUACAUUCACCAGCAAAUCCUGGCACGAUACAACUUCGAGAGACUCUGCAAUGGACUGCAUCGCGUUAAGCGGCUGAACAACUUUGAUAGGCCCAUUGAAGAACCUUACUUCCCGAAAUUGAAUACCACAGUUUCCAGUCGCAAUUACCCACCGAGAUUCGCCAAUUCAACGCUCUGUGACUUGGACCGCGAGGAUGACUAUUUAGUUUGUGACUUAUCUGCACUGUCGCGAUGGAGAGAUCGAAUCUUAGAAGCUUGUGAUCGAGGAUUUGCUAUCACACAUGACAACACGAAAGUUGAUUUGCAAAAUGAACUUGGUAUCGAUUGUAUCGGAAACAUGAUUCAAUCAUCACUUCUUUCUCCGCACGAAGCUUAUUACGGAGAUAUGGCUAAUAUGGGCCACUUGUUCAUCGGAUUCUGUCAUGAUCCUGACGGCAGAAACUUGGAGGGAUUCGGAGUUAUUGCCGAUCCUGCCACAGCUUGUCGCGAUCCCUUGUUCUAUCGCUGGUACGCUCUGAUUGUGGACAUGUGCAAUCACCACAAGAAGUACUUGAAGCCAUACACGCACGCUCAACUCUGCUAUCCCGGCGUCAAAAUAUCCCACGUCGAGACCUUCAUUUUGUCUGACAGAGAAGCAAUUGUGAAGAACGAAUUACACACUUAUUGGGAGAAGAGUGACUUCGACAUUAGUGGUGGAUUGGACUUCUCACCAACAGAUCCAGUUUACGUGAGAACUACGAAUUUGCAACACAAGACCUUCAGUUACAAGAUCGAUGUGGAGAAUACUGGAGCGGAUUGUGCGGGAUAUGUUGUUAUCUACUUGGCACCUAAGCACGAUGAGCACAAUACUCGCUUCUUCUUCGAGGAUCAAAGGGACUUUUUCGUUACAAUGGAUUAUUUCAAGGUUUCAUUGCGUCCUGGGAAAAAUACAAUUGUUCGGCGCUCGAAUGAGGCUGUUAUUGCUGACUACAUGAAGCACAUCGUUCCAAAUUCAUUCAAAAUCAAUGCAGGUCAGAAACACAUGAAUUGCACAGGUCGCGGUUGGCCACAGAAUCUCCUCAUCCCGAAAGGAAAUACAGCUGGAUUUGAGUGCGAUCUCUUCGUGAUGGUGACCAAAGAGGAAUUCCAACCAAACAGUUCCUCUGUAAAUCUCGGUUUUCCCUUCGAUCGCAAGGCCUCAUCGCAUGUUUUGUACCUCAAAGACUUCCUCUUUGAAAACAUGUACGCUCAGGAUAUCAAGAUUCGCUUUCUCGAUCAAACUGUCGAUCGAACUUCGGGUACACCAUCGAAACCUUUUGAACACCCGUGUCAAUGUCAGAAGGUAAAGCAGCGCUCAACUGUCAGAAAUCAUCCUCAAGACAAUCGUGUGGUUUUUGGAUAUUUCAUGAACACGGAAAAAGCGGUAUUUCGACGAUACGAGACGCGUGAGGUGAAAUGA